Planococcus citri (citrus mealybug) is the source of this 2319-nucleotide messenger RNA. Its product is annotated as dehydrogenase/reductase SDR family protein 7-like. The record is from RefSeq and is a predicted model, not a curated record. Lineage: Eukaryota; Metazoa; Arthropoda; Insecta; Hemiptera; Pseudococcidae. The transcript has 7 exons. Gene Ontology annotation, molecular function: oxidoreductase activity. Gene Ontology annotation, cellular component: membrane. The coding region runs from base 390 to 1385 and encodes 331 amino acids.
UUCGUUUAUUUUCAAAGCUUUCGAAACACCAAAAGAGCAUUCGGCUGAAAAGCACAAAAUUUCGUAAAAUUUAGCGAAUUGUGAACUUGCGAAGCACCUCUCCGCCCGACGCCCGAUUCGACCCCUUCGUUACCACUUUCUUUGACUUUCCAAGUUGAAAGUUUCCAGUUUCUAACACUCGGUUGUUAGUAGAGCACUGCCUUUAGUAGUUUAUAUCGAGUAAAAAGAGUUAGCAGCUGAGUUUUUAAAUUCUACUUACAGCUAAGUCCUGGAAACUGAACAGUAUAUUGAUGAAUUUGAUCGAGAAAAUCAUCUUGUAUAAUAUUAUCGAAGCUAGACAUUUACAGAAAACCCACCGCUGAGUAGAUAGUUUAUGUGCAGCACUGUUAAUGAAAACUGAUUCAAUGGUUGACAUGCUUUCGAAGAUGGAAAUCACCCUUCAAAACAUCUUCCGAUCUAAUUACUUUUGGUGGUUUGGACGUUUCCUGAUACCUUCGUUCGUUACAUUUUUUAUAUACAGAGUAUUUUUUUAUAGAAGUUCCAAAUUACUGCAUGGGAAAGUUGUUCUAAUAACUGGAGCGAGUUCUGGACUGGGUGAAGCUCUAGCUCAUAUUUUCCAUUCAGCUGGCUGUAAAGUCAUCUUAGCUUCCAGAAAUGAAGUCAGUUUACAAAGAGUUAAAAACGAAUUAGCUUUCAAAAGACCAGGCAAAGUAUCCACUUUUCCGGCAGUCGUAUUGCCAGUUGAUCUCACUAAUUUACAAUAUUUAGAGAGCUUUGCCAAGGAAGCUGUUGAUAUUUAUGGUCGUAUCGAUAUAUUGAUCAAUAACGCUGGUAUGAGUUACCGAGGAUUGAUUGUUUCCACAUCUACGGACGUUGACUACAAAGUAAUGCUGGUCAACUAUUUGGGACAAGUAGCUUUAACAAAAGCACUUUUGCCUUCGAUGAUGGAGCAAUCAAACGGCCACAUUGUGUUUGUUAGCAGUGUUCAAGGAAGAGUCGCUAUCCCCUACAGGUCAGCAUAUACGGUAUCGAAACACGCUUUGCAAGCAUUUAGCGAUACGUUGAGAGCUGAAGUUGCCGAAUACAAUAUAUCAGUUACCACCGCCAGUCCGGGUUACAUAAGGACCAAUUUAUCAAUAAACGCCAUUACUGGAAAUGGUAAACGUUACGGAGUUUUAGACGAUACGACCGCAUCUGGUUAUCCGGCUCCGUACGUUGCAGACAAAAUAUUCUGGGCGAUAGUUGGUCGUAAAAAAGAACUAGUUAUAGCUCCUCUAACUCAUCGUUUAGUUAUUUAUAUUCGAACGCUGUGCCCUUGGUUAUACUUUUUUAUAAUGCGACUAAGAGCAAGAUCUUUACGAAUAUUACCGGAUAAAAGAAAAUAGGGAACAAUGUUACAGUCGCAAAUGCCACAUUCGCGCGACAAUGUUACCUGCACGUAUUAUAUUCGAGAAUCGUACGUGUAAUGAAAAGAUCAAAUUUUUGUCAAUUAAUUUCUUACUCGUUUUUUAAUUGCGAUUUGUAAUUUUAUCCAAGACAAUUUUAAUCCGUCUAAGACUAUCCAUUCUCUAUAUAGUUUUUUAUGAUCCAGUUCGUCAAUUAUUUGUCAACCAUCGAUCGGUCGAAUAUUUCGUUAUCCUUAGUGUGCGACUUUCGAACAUUAGUAAAAUUUUCAUUCCAAUAUUAUACUGGAUAUAUUGUGUUAGUUACCGAGAAAUCGUGACGUGUUUUUUUUUUUUUACUCAAUUGUGUAAUAUUUUUGUAGAUUUUGUUUGUUUGUUCGGUUUUUUUUUUGUUGAUGUGAUAUGUAAUAGUUGCUUUUAUGUUUUUUUUUUUUCGUCUAAAUCACCCGAGAGUGUAAUAAGUCAUUUUUUUGUGUUAAUCUUAAUAGCAAUAUUUUAUAUAGCAAUUUAGAAUUGUAAGGUUUUUUCCUGUGUAAUUUUUCGUCUCUAUAGUGCACAAAUUUUUCUUUUUAAAUAUUAAGCCUUUUUGUUUUCCUCGUUGUUGAAAAGUCCAUGUUAGAAAGCACGAAAUUUUUACCAGCUUAAUUAAGAGCUCAAAGUGAAUACGCUUUCACGUAUUUAUUAUUAAAUCGAAACUUCCCCUAAUCUAAGGUAUAUUCGAAUAUGUUCCAAAAUACUCGACUGAUUAAAAAUUAGCAUUUUUAUUAUAAUUUUGAUCAGUUUCGAUAUACUUAUAGCCUAAGUUCAAUUUUGAUUUUGUGUACCGCCCGUUUUCGGUGUAUUGUGUAUUGUUAUUAAAAACAAAAAAAAAACGUCGAGAUUGUUAUACGUCAUUUAGUAAAUUUUUUGCAAAGUU